This is a messenger RNA of Panicum virgatum (switchgrass), 1226 nucleotides long. RefSeq names its product salt stress root protein RS1-like. Bases 208 to 819 code for a protein of 203 amino acids. Gene Ontology annotation, cellular component: plasma membrane. The record is from RefSeq and is a predicted model, not a curated record. The transcript is spliced from 6 exons. NCBI's taxonomy places the organism in Eukaryota, Viridiplantae, Streptophyta, Magnoliopsida, Poales, Poaceae.
GGGCAUCACCGUAAAUUCCAGGUUGGCUUUCUUGCCAGCCCAUUAUAUAUCACUCUCAUGGAGCGGUGGCACCUGUACUGCGGCCCAUUCAUAGGCAUAGGCUGGUGAUCAUAUCACAGCUCCACGUCUCCAGUUCCAGUCUACUCAGCCCCCUGCAUAGAGUGCUCCUCCUUAAUUUGAAGGAACAAGCAAGAAAAGGAGAGAAAGAUGACCAGCGUUUGGAAGACCAAGGUUCUGCCCCGCCUCAACAAGAUCUUUGACAAGGAUGGCAAGAAGGCGGCGGCGGCCGAGUUCCUAAAGUCCUUCAACAAGGAGGAGAUUGGCAAGGAGAUUGAGGACAAGAAGACAGAGCUGGAGCCCAAGGUUGUGGAGGCUUAUGAAGCAUCUCCUCCUGAAGUUAAGGCUCUGUUCAAGGACAAGAAACCAGUCAAGAUCAGCAAGAAGAACUCGGCUGCAGCUACCAAGUUGCUCGACGAGCUGGCUAAGAUUGAGUUCCCUGGAGCAAAGCUGGUGAGCGACGCGGUGGCCAAGUCCGGCACCACGCCCCUCUCCCCGGCGAUCACCUUCGUCUUCGACAAGGUUGCGCCAUUCAUCCCCAAGGAGGAGCCCAAGGCCGAGCCGGAGGCCACCUCCCGGGAAGUCGCCGUCGAGGAGAAGAAGGAGGAGGCCGAGCCCCCGGCCGCUGCGGCGACGGAGGAGGCUGCGCCGGCACCGGCGGAGGCGUCGGAGGCGGUAGAGGAGAAGAAGGCUGAGGAGGAGAAGCCGACGGAAGCCGCAGCCGAGGCCGCGGCGGCGCCACCAGCUGAGGAGAAGAAGUGAUCGCCACGCCAGUCGACACUGAAUGAAGAAGCUAAGCAAGCAAAUUAAGCUACGUAGCUAGCUCCGAUCCUCCUCGUUGCUGGUAAAUUGAAGUUACCUUACCGUGAGAUUUAAAUUAAAUUACUCCCUCUCCUUCUUGUCAACCACGUCGUCGUAUAUAUAUAUAUAGUAGCUAGCUGCUGCACAAAUUAAUUUGCAUAUAUAUAAGGGUGGUGGAUGCAUGAACAUUUGUUAUUCUUUUGUGUCACCUCGAUCGAUGGAUGGACCUUCUGUAAAUUUGUAAUGGGUUUUGCCUUUCUUGUUUUUUUUUCUUGAUUUUGGGGUGAUUAAACAUGCACGUGUAAUUAUUUGUAUUGAUAUGUUUGCUGGUGGUCAUAUUUAAGAAAACAACUCGACGAUCUUGUGCC